This is a messenger RNA of Saprolegnia parasitica CBS 223.65, 840 nucleotides long. RefSeq lists its product as hypothetical. The coding region runs from base 1 to 840 and encodes 279 amino acids. NCBI's taxonomy places the organism in Eukaryota, Oomycota, Saprolegniomycetes, Saprolegniales, Saprolegniaceae. The transcript has 5 exons. The record is from RefSeq and is a predicted model, not a curated record.
AUGGUCGGGGCAUGGCUGACGUCCGCUAGGCAAUCGUGGCGACCCAACGCAUGGAAGCUCGCCAUCGCGAUUGCACUCUACCACGGCUGGAACCACGCGGUCUUGGUCCACCGCGCGUACACGCUGCUUCGCCGGCGCUUCCCGCAGCACUCGUACCUCCGCGCGCUCUGGUCGUCGUGCAUCUACAUCCUCACAGUGCAGCUCGGCGAGAUGGGCAACGUUGCGUUUGGCGUGAGCCAGCCGCGGCUUGUGCGCCGCACGCUCGUCUCGUCGCUGCGGCUGCGCACCAACGACUUCAAGUACGGUCCGCACGAGCGCCACGCGCUCGACCUCUUUGGCACGACCAAGGACGUAUCGGCAAUCGCGCGGCCCGUCGUCGUCUUCAUCCACGGCGGUGCGUGGGCCAUGACCAACAAGUUCCACUACGCGGCUGUCGGGCAAGAGCUUGCAAAGCAUGGCAUCCUCACGGUCGUCGCCAACUACCGCGUCUUCCCGCAUGGCGACGUCGAAGACAUGCUCGAGGACCUCUCGUCGAUCGUGCAAUGGACGGUCGACAAUAUUGCGUCGUACGGCGGCGACAUUGGCAACAUUACGCUUUCUGGUCACUCGUCUGGGGCACACGUGUCGUCGCUGUUGCUUCUGCAGUCGGCGCGGCGCAUCGCGGCCAAUAUUCCCCAGGAAUUCGAAGCCGCAAAGCACAUCAAGACGUACGUGGGCUUGAGCGGCCCGUACGACAUGGACGACCACUACGCCUUUGAAGCGGGCCGUUCGAUCGGGCCAUUCCGCGGUACAUCCACUUCGCUAGCGGAGAUCCACGCUUUAUUCUCUGCACUGAAAUAG